This is a messenger RNA of Talpa occidentalis (Iberian mole), 15078 nucleotides long. RefSeq names its product HECT, UBA and WWE domain containing E3 ubiquitin protein ligase 1 (gene HUWE1). The record is from RefSeq and is a predicted model, not a curated record. Lineage: Eukaryota; Metazoa; Chordata; Mammalia; Eulipotyphla; Talpidae. Bases 1273 to 14562 code for a protein of 4429 amino acids. Gene Ontology annotation, biological process: membrane fusion; Golgi organization; proteasome-mediated ubiquitin-dependent protein catabolic process. The transcript is spliced from 86 exons. Gene Ontology annotation, molecular function: ubiquitin-protein transferase activity; protein binding. Gene Ontology annotation, cellular component: nucleus; Golgi membrane.
UGACUCCUUUGUUUGGACAAAACCACUUUAUUGGAUCUUUUGGCUAUACCAAGUAAAGCCACAGGAGUUAAAAUCAGUGGCUUUGAAGCAAGAAAUAACAAUAUGAGCCUUUAGUUAGAUUAAGAUGGAUUCAGGUUAGCCUGCAGUGCGGCGAGGGAAAGAUGUUAUCGCUCUUUAAUAUUUUUUCCGAUCAAAUGGGCAAAAAAUGUUAUGUCAUUGUUUGCAUUUGCAUGCUUAUUGUGAGACUGAACGUCUUUUAUGUGUUCGUCCAGGAUAGCAUGUGAUUCCUGUAGGCAGGUAACAAUGGGAGACCCAUUGCUCCUCUCCCGGGAUGGAGUUUGGCUAAUUGGCACAGCUCUGCCCGGAAGCGUGAGAAUAAACAGGUUGACUUUUUAAAAUUUCCUCAAGCACUGGGCUUUAGACACCUUAAGAUCGGGGGCGGAGGCAGUUUUCAGGACAUGGCCGAGAUUUGGCGCUGAGCAGUGUCAUCGCGAGGUUUGGCAGCCAGCUCCGCAGUGGGUCGGAAACCUCGUGGUAGGCCAGAUCCCUGCAGGACGGGAGGUUCCUUCCUUCCCCUGAAAAAACUCCCAGUCAUUUUCAUGAAGGACCGCCUCUCUCCUUUUUAGGAGAUGUGCCCCAGGUCUCGCGAGAUCUCCUGUUUCCUAAAGGCGAGGUGCGGGCGGCAUCCUGCGGUGAAUUCGUGGGUCUCGUAGAAGGGAAAACGUAAUAUCGCGAUAUUUCUCAAGGCGCAUGCGAGAGCUGGCGGCGGCAGAUUGGCUCCGCCCCUCGGGGCUUUGAGAGAUUGUGCGUCAUUUGCUUUUCGCUUCGAGCAGGGGAGAUCGGAGCUGCAGCGCCUUCGGCUUUGAUUACAUUCGGCAUUGUUUUGUCUUAGCCCCCAGUGUUGCCUAGAUUGAGGAGACACCAACAUCCCCCAGUCCAGGGAGGCAUCCUGGUCCUGCUAUAGUCUGACCUCUGAGUUACCGCUCCAGAGGAACCAGCAGACCAGUGUAGUCAGGAAGGCUCAGAAAGCAUUUGGAGCAGUGUUGGAAUUCCCACCAGGAUGAGUAUAAUUGGCAGUGAUUUUAGUGGCUAGACUUCCAACACUAUGUUGAAUGAAAGUGGUGAGAACAGAUGUCCUUGCCUUGUUCCUGAGUUUGGAGGGAAAGCAGUCAGUGAUUUGGGUUGUAUGGUGUUGUGGCUUACUGCUACUUCCUCCAGCCACAAUAGUGAGAAAAAGUAAGCCUGAAAAUUAUAAAGCAGAAAAUCGGAAACAUGAAAGUAGACAGAACUAAACUGAAAAAGACACCUACUGAGGCUCCUGCAGACUGCAGAGCCUUAAUAGACAAACUCAAAGUUUGUAAUGAUGAGCAACUCCUCUUGGAACUGCAGCAGAUCAAAACAUGGAACAUUGGAAAGUGUGAAUUAUAUCACUGGGUAGACCUGUUGGACCGCUUUGAUGGAAUUCUGGCAGAUGCCGGACAAACAGUGGAGAAUAUGUCAUGGAUGCUCGUGUGUGAUAGGCCUGAAAGAGAACAACUGAAAAUGCUUCUCUUGGCUGUUUUGAACUUCACGGCCUUGCUUAUUGAGUACAGUUUUUCUCGGCAUCUGUACAGUUCUAUAGAGCACUUGACAACUUUAUUGGCUUCUUCUGAUAUGCAAGUGGUGCUGGCAGUCCUUAACCUUCUGUAUGUAUUUAGCAAAAGAUCAAACUAUAUCACACGGCUUGGAUCUGACAAGAGAACCCCACUGUUAACCCGGCUACAACAUUUGGCAGAGAGCUGGGGUGGAAAGGAGAAUGGCUUUGGACUUGCAGAAUGUUGCAGAGACUUGCAUAUGAUGAAAUACCCACCCAGUGCAACUACACUACACUUUGAAUUCUAUGCAGACCCUGGGGCUGAGGUUAAAAUUGAGAAAAGGACAACUAGUAACACACUACAUUAUAUUCACAUAGAACAACUUGAUAAGAUUUCAGAAAGCCCUUCUGAAAUCAUGGAAUCUCUUACCAAAAUGUACAGCAUUCCUAAAGAUAAGCAGAUGCUGUUAUUUACACACAUACGCCUGGCCCAUGGCUUUUCUAAUCACAGGAAGCGAUUGCAAGCUGUUCAGGCCAGGCUGCAUGCAAUAUCUAUAUUAGUGUUUGUUUCUCCUUUUGCAGUGUAUUCCAAUGCCUUGCAGGAGUCAGCCAACAGUAUCUUAUAUAACGGGUUGAUAGAGGAGUUGGUAGAUGUCCUGCAGAUAACAGAUAAGCAGCUUAUGGAAAUUAAAGCUGCUUCUUUACGAACAUUAACAUCAAUUGUCCACUUAGAGAGAACUCCCAAACUAAGCAGUAUUAUUGACUGUACUGGAACUGCCUCUUACCAUGGAUUUUUACCUGUUCUUGUGCGAAACUGUAUCCAAGCCAUGAUUGAUCCGUCCAUGGAUCCAUACCCUCACCAGUUUGCCACUGCGCUCUUUUCUUUUUUAUACCAUCUGGCCAGCUACGACGCUGGUGGCGAAGCCUUGGUCUCCUGUGGGAUGAUGGAAGCCUUAUUGAAGGUUAUAAAGUUUCUUGGUGAUGAACAGGACCAGAUAACAUUUGUCACCAGAGCCGUCAGAGUGGUUGACCUCAUCACUAACUUGGACAUGGCAGCUUUUCAAUCCCAUAGUGGACUUUCUAUCUUCAUUUAUAGACUUGAGCAUGAAGUAGAUUUGUGCCGAAAAGAGUGUCCAUUUGUGAUCAAGCCAAAGAUCCAGAGACCUAGUACUACACAAGAAGGAGAAGAAAUGGAAACUGAUAUGGAUGUUGCAGAUGUGACUAUGGAAAGUAGUCCAGGCUUAUCCAUAUCUAUGGAGCACCGGCUAGAUGUUGAAUUAAGGGCAUCCUGUUCCAGCAGCAGCGCUAACAUUUCCUCUGGCGCUGGACCCCGUCCUGGAGUCCAGUGUAUUCCACAACGAGCAGCACUUCUCAAAUCCAUGUUGAAUUUCCUCAAAAAGGCCAUUCAAGACCCUGCUUUCUCAGAUGGCAUACGACAUGUGAUGGAUGGUUCUCUCCCUACCUCCCUGAAGCACAUCAUCAGCAAUGCAGAAUAUUAUGGCCCAUCCCUCUUCCUCCUAGCUACUGAAGUGGUGACUGUGUUUGUAUUUCAAGAACCAUCACUUCUCUCCUCACUCCAGGAUAAUGGAUUGACAGAUGUCAUGCUGCAUGCCCUGCUUAUCAAAGAUGUUCCUGCUACUCGUGAAGUCCUUGGCUCCCUCCCAAAUGUAUUCAGUGCACUCUGUUUGAAUGCACGAGGUCUUCAGUCAUUUGUCCAAUGUCAGCCAUUUGAACGUCUCUUCAAAGUUCUUCUGUCUCCAGAUUACCUCCCAGCCAUGCGGAGGAGGAGAAGCUCUGAUCCCCUUGGCGAUACUGCAUCCAACCUGGGGAGUGCUGUGGAUGAGCUCAUGAGACAUCAGCCCACCCUCAAAACAGAUGCAACAACUGCAAUUAUCAAGUUACUUGAAGAAAUUUGUAAUCUUGGAAGAGAUCCUAAGUACAUCUGUCAGAAGCCAUCAAUCCAGAAGGCAGAUGGCACUGCCGCGGCUCCUCCCCCAAGGUCUAAUCAUGCUGCAGAAGAAGCCUCUAGUGAGGAUGAGGAGGAAGAAGAGGUACAGGCCAUGCAGAGCUUUAAUUCUACCCAGCAAAAUGAAACCGAGUCUAAUCAGCAGGUUGUUGGUACAGAGGAACGUAUUCCUAUACCCCUCAUGGAUUACAUCCUUAAUGUGAUGAAAUUUGUGGAAUCUAUUCUGAGCAACAAUACAACAGAUGACCACUGCCAGGAAUUUGUGAAUCAAAAAGGACUCUUGCCUUUGGUUACCAUUUUGGGUCUUCCCAAUCUGCCCAUUGACUUUCCCACAUCUGCAGCCUGUCAGGCUGUUGCAGGUGUCUGCAAAUCCAUAUUGACACUGUCACAUGAACCCAAAGUCCUUCAGGAGGGCCUCCUUCAACUGGACUCCAUCCUCUCCUCCUUAGAGCCCUUACACCGCCCAAUUGAAUCACCUGGGGGCUCAGUGUUGUUGAGAGAACUGGCUUGUGCUGGGAAUGUUGCUGAUGCUACUCUCUCAGCUCAGGCCACACCUCUUCUGCAUGCGCUCACUGCUGCCCAUGCCUACAUCAUGAUGUUUGUUCAUACUUGCAGAGUUGGACAGAGUGAAAUUCGUUCCAUCUCCGUAAACCAAUGGGGCUCUCAGUUGGGUCUGAGUGUUCUGAGCAAGCUGAGCCAGUUAUACUGCUCUCUGGUGUGGGAAAGCACUGUCCUCCUCUCACUGUGUACCCCAAACAGCCUACCUUCUGGAUGUGAAUUUGGCCAGGCGGACAUGCAGAAACUGGUUCCAAAGGAUGAGAAGGCAGGUACGACCCAGGGCGGAAAAAGAUCAGAUGGGGAACAGGAUGGAACAGCUGGAAGUAUGGAUGCUUCUACCCAGGGCUUGUUGGAAGGCAUUGGGCUAGAUGGUGAUGCAUUGGCUCCCAUGGAGACAGACGAACCUACUGCUUCAGACUCUAAGGGCAAAUCUAAAAUCACACCUGCCAUGGCUGCUAGAAUCAAGCAAAUCAAGCCUUUAUUGUCAGCUUCCUCCAGAUUAGGUCGAGCACUUGCUGAGCUAUUUGGACUCCUUGUUAAACUUUGUGUGGGGUCUCCUGUCCGCCAGAGAAGAAGCCAUCAUGCUGCCAGCACCACCACGGCACCAACACCAGCUGCUCGAUCAACGGCCUCAGCCCUCACUAAGCUCCUCACAAAGGGUUUGUCUUGGCAACCUCCACCAUAUACACCUACUCCCCGCUUCAGGCUGACAUUCUUCAUCUGUUCAGUUGGGUUUACAUCCCCAAUGCUGUUUGAUGAGAGGAAGUAUCCCUACCACCUCAUGCUACAGAAAUUUCUCUGCUCUGGAGGCCACAAUGCUCUUUUUGAAACUUUCAAUUGGGCUCUGUCCAUGGGAGGCAAAGUUCCUGUUGCUGAAGGAUUAGAACAUUCAGACUUACCUGAUGGCACAGGAGAAUUCCUUGAUGCCUGGCUAAUGCUCGUGGAGAAGAUGGUGAAUCCCACCACGGUGCUUGAAUCUCCACAUUCACUGCCUGCCAAAUUGCCUGGAGGUGUUCAGAACUUUCCACAAUUCAGUGCCCUUCGCUUCCUUGUAGUAACUCAGAAAGCAGCCUUUACUUGCAUCAAGAACCUGUGGAACAGGAAACCCCUGAAGGUGUAUGGCGGGCGAAUGGCUGAGUCCAUGCUGGCCAUCCUAUGCCACAUCCUCCGAGGAGAACCUGUGAUACGAGAGAGACUGAACAAAGAGAAGGAGGGAUCUCGAGGAGAAGAGGAUACAGGGCAAGAGGAAGGUGGCUCCCGCCGAGAACCUCAAGUCAACCAGCAACAACUGCAACAGCUCAUGGACAUGGGCUUCACAAGGGAACAUGCCAUGGAGGCCCUGUUGAACACCAGCACCAUGGAGCAGGCCACAGAGUACCUUCUAACCCACCCUCCUCCAAUCAUGGGAGGAGUUGUUCGGGAUCUGAGUAUGUCUGAAGAGGACCAGAUGAUGAGAGCAAUUGCCAUGUCUCUGGGACAGGAUAUCCCAAUGGAUCAAAGGGCAGAGUCACCAGAGGAAGUUGCUUGCCGGAAGGAGGAAGAGGAACGGAAAGCUCGAGAAAAGCAAGAAGAGGAAGAAGCUAAGUGUCUAGAGAAGUUCCAAGAUGCUGAUCCAUUGGAGCAAGAUGAACUCCACACUUUCACAGAUACCAUGUUACCAGGCUGCUUCCACCUUCUUGAUGAGUUGCCAGACACAGUGUACCGGGUGUGUGAUCUGAUCAUGACAGCAAUCAAACGUAAUGGAGCAGACUAUCGAGACAUGAUUCUAAAGCAAGUAGUCAAUCAGGUGUGGGAAGCUGCUGAUGUAUUGAUCAAAGCCGCUCUUCCCCUGACAACAAGUGACACAAAAACAGUGUCGGAGUGGAUCAGUCAGAUGGCCACCCUGCCUCAGGCCUCGAAUUUGGCUACUAGAAUCUUGCUUUUAACACUGCUUUUUGAGGAGUUGAAGCUACCUUGUGCUUGGGUUGUUGAAUCUAGUGGCAUCCUUAAUGUCCUAAUCAAACUCUUGGAAGUGGUUCAGCCUUGCCUACAGGCCGCCAAAGAACAAAAGGAGGUGCAGACCCCAAAGUGGAUCACCCCAGUGUUGCUGCUGAUUGAUUUCUAUGAAAAGACAGCCAUCUCCUCAAAAAGGAGAGCCCAAAUGACUAAGUACCUGCAGUCCAACAAUAACAACUGGCGCUGGUUUGAUGACCGCUCUGGGCGUUGGUGUAGUUAUAGCGCAAGCAACAAUAGCACUAUUGAUUCAGCCUGGAAAUCUGGAGAGACAAGUGUGCGUUUCACUGCAGGCCGAAGAAGAUACACUGUCCAAUUCACUACAAUGGUGCAGGUUAAUGAGGAAACAGGAAACCGACGCCCUGUGAUGUUGACACUCCUGAGAGUACCACGUUUAAAUAAAAAUUCUAAAAACAGCAAUGGACAGGAACUAGAGAAGACACUGGAAGAAAACAAAGAAAUGGAUAUCAAACGUAAAGAAAAUAAAGGCAAUGAUAACCCCUUGACCCUGGAGAUUACUGAUACUGAAAAGGAGACAAGCCUGGAAGAAACAAAAAUUGGAGAGAUCCUGAUCCAGGGCCUGACAGAGGAUAUGGUGACUGUUUUAAUCCGGGCCUGCGUGAGCAUGCUAGGAGUCCCUGUGGACCCAGACACUUUGCAUGCCACCCUUCGCCUCUGCCUGAGGCUCACCCGAGACCACAAAUAUGCCAUGAUGUUUGCAGAGCUGAAGAGUACCCGCAUGAUCUUGAAUUUGACGCAGAGUUCAGGCUUCAAUGGGUUUACUCCCCUGGUCACCCUUCUCUUAAGACACAUCAUUGAGGACCCUUGUACCCUCCGUCAUACCAUGGAGAAGGUUGUUCGCUCAGCAGCUACAAGUGGAGCUGGUAGCACUACCUCUGGUGUUGUGUCUGGCAGCCUUGGCUCUCGGGAGAUCAACUACAUCCUUCGUGUCCUUGGGCCAGCUGCAUGCCGAAAUCCAGACAUUUUCACAGAAGUCGCUAACUGCUGUAUCCGCAUUGCCCUUCCAGCCCCUCGAGGCUCAGGAACUGCUUCAGAUGAUGAAUUUGAGAAUCUUAGAAUUAAAGGCCCUAAUGCUGUACAGCUGGUGAAGACAACCCCUUUGAAGCCCUCACCUCUGCCUGUCAUUCCUGAUACUAUCAAGGAAGUGAUCUACGAUAUGCUGAAUGCCCUUGCUGCAUACCAUGCUCCAGAAGAAGCAGACAAAUCUGAUCCUAAACCUGGGGGUAUGACCCAGGAGGUCAGCCAGCUCUUACAGGACAUGGGCGAUGAUGUAUACCAGCAGUACCGGUCACUUACUCGUCAGAGCAGUGACUUUGAUACACAAUCAAGUUUUUCCAUUAAUAGUCAGGUCUUUGCUGCAGAUGGUGCCUCCACUGAGACUUCCACAUCUGUGACAUCCCAAGGAGAAGCUUCAACUCCAGAGGAGGCUCGGGAUGGGAAGAAAGAUAAAGAAGGGGACCGGGCCACUGAGGAAGGCAAGCAGAAAGGCAAGGGCAGCAAACCUUUAAUGCCCACCUCCACUAUUCUUCGUCUUCUGGCAGAGUUGGUGAGAUCCUAUGUUGGUAUUGCUACCCUAAUUGCCAACUACAGCUACACUGUGGGCCAGUCUGAGCUGAUCAAAGAGGAUUGCAGUGUGCUAGCUUUUGUUCUGGACCACCUCCUCCCACACACCCAGAAUGCAGAAGACAAGGACACUCCUGCCCUGGCUCGCCUGUUCCUCGCAAGCCUGGCUGCUGCAGGGAGUGGCACAGAUGCCCAGGUGGCCCUAGUGAAUGAAGUAAAAGCAGCCCUGGGACGGGCACUGGCUAUGGCUGAGAGUACAGAGAAACAUGCCAGGCUUCAGGCAGUGAUGUGUAUCAUCAGUACUAUCAUGGAGUCCUGCCCCUCCACCUCCAGCUUCUACAGCAGUGCCACGGCCAAGACCCAGCAUAAUGGCAUGAACAACAUCAUUCGACUCUUCCUGAAGAAGGGACUGGUUAAUGACCUGGCCAGAGUGCCUCACAGCCUGGACCUGUCCAGUCCCAACAUGGCCAACACAGUCAAUGCUGCUCUGAAGCCUUUGGAAACGCUUUCCCGGAUUGUGAACCAACCCAGUAGCCUUUUUGGCAGCAAGAGUGCUUCUAGCAAGAGCAAGUCUGAGCAGGAUGCCCAAGGAGCCUCUCAGGACUCCAAUAGCAACCAGCAAGACCCAGGCGAGCCUGGGGAAGCAGAAGUGCAGGAGGAGGAUCAUGAUGUCACUCAGACAGAGGUGGCAGAUGGGGAUAUCAUGGAUGGGGAGGCUGAAACCGACUCAGUGGUGAUUGCUGGGCAGCCUGAGGUGCUCAGUUCACAAGAGAUGCAGGUUGAGAAUGAGCUGGAGGACCUGAUAGAUGAGUUGCUUGAGAGGGAUGGCGGAUCUGGGAACAGUACAAUUAUAGUGAGCAGAAGUGGAGAGGAUGAAUCACAAGAGGACGUGCUGAUGGAUGAAGCUCCUUCCAACCUCAGCCAAGCUUCCACCUUGCAGGCCAACCGAGAAGAUUCCAUGAAUAUCCUGGACCCUGAGGAUGAGGAGGAGCACACUCAGGAAGAGGACAGCAGUGGCAGUAACGAGGAUGAGGAUGAUAGUCAGGAUGAAGAGGAGGAGGAGGAGGAAGAUGAGGAAGAUGAUCAGGAGGAUGAUGAAGGUGAAGAGGGAGAUGAAGACGAUGACGACGAUGGCUCUGAAAUGGAAUUGGAUGAGGAUUAUCCUGAUAUGAACGCUUCUCCCUUGGUCCGAUUUGAGCGCUUUGACCGGGAGGAUGAUCUCAUCAUUGAGUUUGACAACAUGUUCUCCAGUGCUACAGACAUCCCCCCAUCCCCAGGAAAUAUCCCUACCACUCACCCACUGAUGGUACGCCAUGCAGACCACAGUUCCCUGACGCUGGGCAGCGGCUCCUCUACAACACGUCUGACCCAGGGCAUUGGGCGUAGUCAGAGGACCCUAAGGCAGCUGACAGCCAAUACAGGCCACACCAUUCAUGUUCAUUACCCUGGGAAUCGCCAGCCCAACCCUCCUCUUAUACUCCAGAGGUUGCUUGGUCCCUCUGCUGCUGCUGACAUCCUUCAGCUGAGCAGCAGCCUUCCCCUACAAAGCCGGGGCCGGGCCCGCCUCCUGGUGGGCAAUGAUGACGUCCACAUCAUUGCCCGGUCUGAUGAUGAACUACUGGAUGACUUUUUCCAUGACCAGAGCACAGCUACCAGCCAAGCAGGGACCCUGUCCAGCAUCCCCACAGCUCUGACUCGCUGGACAGAAGAAUGCAAAGUUCUUGAUGCUGAGAGCAUGCACGACUGUGUUUCAGUUGUUAAAGUGCCCAUUGUCAAUCACCUGGAAUUCCUGAGGGAUGAGGAACUGGAAGAAAGGCGGGAAAAACGCAGGAAGCAGCUGGCUGAGGAAGAAACAAAAAUAACAGACAAAGGCAAAGAAGACAAGGAGAACAGGGAUCAGAGUGCACAGUGUACUGCAUCUAAGACAAAUGACUCCACUGAACAAAACCUCUCAGAUGGAACUCCUAUGCCUGACAGCUACCCAACAACCCCAUCUUCAGCUGAUGCAGCUACAUCAGAGUCCAAGGAGACCCUUGUCACUCUGCAACCCUCACAACAGCAACCAGCUCUCCCACCCCCACCAGCCUUAGGAGAGAUUCCUCAAGAGCUACAGUCCCCGGCUGGAGAAGGGGGGAGCUCUACACAGCUAUUAAUGCCUGUAGAGCCAGAGGAAUUGGGUCCCACAAGGCCAAGUGCAGAAGCAGAAACCACUCAGAUGGAGUUAUCCCCAGCUCCCACUAUAACCUCUCUUUCCCCAGAGAGAGCUGAAGAUUCUGAUGCACUGACAGCUGUCAGCAGUCAACUAGAAGGCUCUCCCAUGGAUACCAGCAGCCUGGCUUCUUGUACCCUUGAGGAGGCUGUGGGUGACCCUUCAGCAGCUGGCAAUUCUGAUCAACCCGCAGCAGGCAGCUCCACUCCUGGGGAUACCCCGCCAGUUGUAGCAGAAGUACAAGGCAGGGGUGACGGGACAGGGGAACCUGUGCAGCCCCCUGAGGAUGGCUCUCCUCCUGCGUCUUCGGAGAGUUCUUCCACCAGAGAUUCUGCUGUUGCCAUUUCUGGAGCAGAUUCCCGGGGAAUCCUAGAAGAGCCACUGCCUUCAACUAGCAGUGAAGAAGAAGAUCCCCUUGCAGGCAUCAGCCUCCCUGAAGGUGUGGACCCCUCUUUCCUGGCUGCUCUGCCAGAUGACAUCCGCCGGGAAGUUCUGCAGAACCAGCUGGGCAUACGUCCACCAGCCCGGACUGCCCCCUCAACAAAUAGCUCAGCCCCUGCAGUGGUUGGGAAUCCUGGAGUAACAGAAGUGAGCCCUGAAUUUCUGGCUGCCCUGCCUCCAGCCAUCCAGGAGGAAGUGCUGGCACAACAGAGAGCAGAGCAACAGCGACGGGAACUGGCACAAAAUGCCAACUCAGACACCCCCAUGGACCCUGUGACCUUUAUUCAGACUCUGCCCUCAGACCUGCGCCGUAGUGUCCUAGAAGACAUGGAGGACAGUGUUUUGGCCGUGAUGCCCCCUGACAUUGCUGCUGAGGCUCAAGCCCUGAGGCGAGAACAGGAAGCAAGGCAGCGGCAGCUCAUGCAUGAACGACUCUUUGGACACAGCAGCACCUCUGCACUCUCAGCCAUUCUCCGAAGCCCAGCUUUCACUAGUCGCCUGAGUGGCAACCGUGGGGUCCAAUACACUCGCCUUGCUGUUCAGAGAGGUGGCACCUUCCAGAUGGGGGGUAGCAGCAGUCAUAACAGACCUUCUGGCAGUAAUGUGGACACUCUGCUCCGCCUUCGAGGACGCCUCCUCCUGGACCAUGAAGCCCUAUCUUGUCUCCUGGUACUACUGUUUGUGGAUGAGCCAAAGCUCAAUACUAGCCGUCUACACCGAGUACUGAGAAAUCUCUGCUACCAUGCCCAGACCCGCCACUGGGUCAUCCGUAGCCUGCUAUCCAUCUUGCAGCGCAGCAGUGAAAGUGAGCUGUGUAUCGAGACACCCAAGCUUGCGUCAAGUGAGGAAAAGGGCAAAAAAUCAAGCAAGAGCUGUGGGUCAAGCAGCCAUGAAAACCGGCCCCUGGACCUGCUACACAAAAUGGAGUCUAAGAGCUCCAACCAGCUUUCCUGGCUCUCAGUAUCCAUGGAUGCAGCCCUAGGCUGCAGGACUAACAUAUUCCAGAUCCAGCGUUCAGGGGGGCGCAAACAUACUGAGAAGCAUGCAAGCAGUGGCUCCACUGUCCACAUCCAUCCCCAGGCUGCUCCUGUUGUCUGCAGACAUGUUCUAGACACACUCAUUCAAUUGGCAAAGGUGUUUCCCAGCCACUUUACACAGCAGCGGACCAAAGAAAUUAACUGUGAGAGUGAUCGGGAGAGGGGCAAUAAGCAGGCCUGCAGCCCAUGCUCUUCUCAGUCCACCAGCAGUGGCAUUUGCACAGACUUCUGGGACUUACUGGUAAAACUGGACAACAUGAAUGUCAGCCGGAAAGGCAAGAACUCCGUGAAGUCAGUGCCAGUGAGCGCUGGUGGUGAGGGGGAAACCUCCCCAUACAGCUUGGAGGCCUCUCCACUGGGGCAGCUCAUGAACAUGUUGUCACACCCAGUCAUCCGCCGGAGCUCUCUCUUAACUGAGAAACUCCUCAGACUCCUUUCUCUCAUCUCAAUUGCUCUCCCAGAAAACAAAGUGACAGAAGCACAGACUAAUUCUGGCAGCAGUGCUUCCUCUACCACUGUUGCCACCUCUACCACAUCUACCACCACUACCACUGCCACCUCCACCACACCCACUCCCCCUACUGCAUCCACCCCUGUCAGUUCUACUCCGGCCCUGGUUGUUGCCACAGCUAUAUCCACCAUUACCGUAGCUGCUUCGACCACCGUGACUACCCCCACAACUGCUACCACUACUGUUUCAACGUCUACUACUACUAAGGCCAACAAAUCUCCAGCAAAGGUGGGUGAUGGGAGCAGCAGCAGCACAGACUUUAAGAUGGUGUCCUCUGGCCUCACUGAAAACCAGCUACAGCUUUCUGUGGAGGUGUUGACAUCCCACUCUUGUUCUGAAGAAGGACUAGAGGAUGCUGCCAAUGUGUUACUACAGCUCUCUCGUGGAGACCCUGGGACUCGGGACACUGUUCUUAAGCUGCUUCUGAAUGGAGCCCGCCAUCUCGGUUAUACCCUUUGUAAACAGAUAGGUACCCUUCUGGCUGAGCUACGGGAAUACAACCUGGAACAGCAGCGGAGAACCCAGUGUGAAACCCUGUCUCCUGAUGGCCUGCCUGAGGAGCAGCCACAGACCACCAAGCUGAAAGGCAAAAUGCAAAGCAGGUUUGACAUGGCUGAGAAUGUGGUAAUUGUGGCAUCUCAGAAGCGACCUCUGGGUGGCCGGGAGCUCCAGCUGCCUUCUAUGUCCAUGUUGACAUCCAAGACAUCUACCCAGAAGUUCUUCUUGAGGGUACUACAGGUCAUCAUCCAGCUCCGGGACGACACACGCCGAGCUAACAAGAAAGCCAAGCAGACAGGCAGGCUAGGUUCCUCCGGUUUAGGCUCAGCUAGCAGCAUCCAGGCAGCUGUUCGGCAGCUGGAGGCUGAGGCUGAUGCCAUUAUACAAAUGGUACGUGAGGGUCAAAGGGCGCGGAGACAGCAACAAGCAGCAACGUCGGAGUCAAACCAGUCAGAGGCAUCUGUUCGGAGGGAGGAGUCACCCAUGGAUGUGGACCAGCCAUCUCCCAGUACUCAGGAUACUCAGUCCAUUGGCUCAGAUGAAACCCCACAAGGGGAGAAGGAGAAGGAAAAGGAAAAGGAAGAAAGGCCACCUGAGUUACCUCUACUCAGUGAGCAGCUGAGCUUGGAUGAGUUGUGGGACAUGCUGGGAGAGUGUCUGAAGGAACUGGAAGAAUCCCAUGACCAGCAUGCGGUGCUAGUGCUACAGCCUGCCGUUGAGGCCUUCUUUCUGGUCCAUGCCACAGAGCGGGAAAGCAAGCCUCCUGUCCGAGACACUCGUGAGAGCCAGCUGGCACACAUCAAGGACGAGCCUCCUCCACUAUCCCCUGCUCCCUUAACCCCAGCCACCCCUUCCUCCCUUGACCCAUUCUUCUCCCGGGAGCCCUCUUCUAUGCACAUCUCCUCAAGCCUACCCCCUGACACACAGAAGUUUCUUCGCUUUGCAGAGACUCACCGCACUGUGCUAAACCAGAUUCUACGGCAGUCCACCACCCACCUCGCUGAUGGGCCUUUUGCUGUCCUUGUAGACUAUAUUCGUGUCCUCGACUUUGAUGUCAAGCGCAAGUAUUUCCGCCAAGAGCUAGAGCGUUUGGAUGAGGGACUCCGGAAGGAAGACAUGGCUGUGCAUGUCCGCCGUGACCAUGUGUUUGAAGACUCCUAUCGUGAGCUGCACCGGAAAUCCCCUGAAGAAAUGAAGAAUCGAUUGUACAUAGUGUUUGAAGGAGAAGAAGGGCAGGACGCUGGAGGGCUCCUGCGGGAGUGGUAUAUGAUCAUCUCGCGAGAGAUGUUUAAUCCUAUGUAUGCCUUGUUCCGUACCUCACCCGGUGAUCGGGUCACCUACACUAUUAAUCCAUCUUCCCACUGCAACCCCAACCACCUCAGCUACUUCAAGUUUGUCGGACGCAUUGUGGCCAAAGCUGUUUAUGACAACCGCCUCCUGGAGUGCUAUUUUACUCGGUCCUUUUACAAACACAUCUUGGGCAAGUCUGUCAGAUAUACGGAUAUGGAGAGUGAAGAUUACCACUUCUACCAGGGCCUGGUUUAUCUGCUGGAAAAUGAUGUCUCCACUCUAGGCUAUGACCUCACUUUCAGCACUGAGGUCCAAGAGUUUGGAGUCUGUGAAGUUCGCGAUCUCAAACCCAAUGGGGCCAACAUCUUGGUAACAGAGGAGAAUAAGAAGGAGUAUGUACACCUGGUGUGCCAGAUGAGAAUGACAGGAGCCAUCCGCAAACAACUGGCAGCUUUCUUAGAAGGCUUCUAUGAGAUCAUUCCAAAGCGCCUCAUUUCCAUCUUCACUGAGCAAGAGUUAGAGCUGCUCAUAUCAGGAUUGCCCACAAUCGACAUUGAUGAUUUAAAAUCCAACACUGAAUACCACAAAUACCAGUCCAACUCUAUUCAGAUCCAGUGGUUCUGGAGAGCAUUGCGUUCUUUCGAUCAAGCUGACCGUGCCAAGUUCCUCCAGUUUGUCACAGGUACUUCCAAGGUGCCCCUGCAAGGGUUUGCUGCCCUUGAAGGCAUGAAUGGCAUUCAGAAGUUUCAGAUCCAUCGAGAUGACAGGUCUACUGAUCGCCUGCCUUCAGCUCACACGUGUUUUAAUCAGCUGGACCUACCUGCCUAUGAGAGCUUUGAGAAGCUCCGCCACAUGCUACUAUUGGCCAUCCAGGAGUGCUCUGAAGGCUUUGGGCUGGCCUAAUAGAACCCCACCCAUCAUUGUGGGGUGUUUCUACCAUUGUUGGACCUGGGAAGGGGGGAAAUUAAAACAAUAAAACAACAGAAAGAAAAUGUCAAAAACCAAUAAAUGAAAUCCACCAACUCACCGUGUGUGUUUCCCAGCUGCCCCAGCGCAUACCUGUUCCCCCUUUCCUGUUCAUUCUCUCUCUCCUCCCCUUUUCUUCACCUCUUCUCGUUCCAUGCCGUCCAUGAUCCCUACCCCGUGUGUUAAAAAGGCAGUAGCCUUGCAGGGACCUGUUUGUCCCAACUGUUUGAACAGUGUGCUCCUCAGAUUCUGUGUUCAGAAGGAUUUGCUGCAUUGAGACUUGAAACCUUUGGAUAGGGGAAAAAAUUAUAUAUAUAUAUAUUUUUUUGUUCUGUUUGCAUUUCUUAAUUUGUGCUUGGAAUGUGUUGAUGUGCACAGCUAAUGAUUCAAUGCGAGACAAGAUUGGCGUCUGUGUUGUGGAGGUUUCAAAUAAAGAGCACUCUUCAUAACUCA